CUGAGACCUGUCUUCCAUGUAGAAAUGAGUUUUAUUUAUCUGUUCCUGUGACAUGAGCCAGCCACGUGUAGGAGGCAACCAGAAGAAGCCUUGUCUCUGGGAGGAUUUCACCUGGCAACACCUCACAUGGAACAGCGCCACCGAAAGCUGGGCCGCCCCUCCCGGCACUGCUCUGCGCAGGCGCAGGGCGCGCGGGCCGCCGGGAGCCGCGCGGUUUGAAAGUGCAGCCAUGGCGGCGGUGACCCGGGAUUCGGCUCCAGCCCCAGCUCCGGCCCCGGCGUGGUCCCAGGGCAGCGGCGGAGGCUACGGCGACGUGGAUAUCCCCACUCUGCUCCGCCUGAGGGACCGAAUGAAGGAGCAGCUUAUAGAGUACAACACGGCUGUUCUUGCUAGUCAGGAAAAUUUCCUUGAUCAAGGAAUUGAAGAAGACUUUAUCCAGAGUGCUACACAGGAUUUGGAAAGAGAUAUAGAGGAAGCAAAAGUGUCUUUCCAGAACAAAACAUUGGCCUUGCAAAGGAUCCAAAUUAUGGAUGCCCUGAGAAACAAAUUGAAACAAGAGGAUGAGGACUCACGUCUGAUCCUGGAAACAAUGAAACGCAUAGUAUUGCUCAGCCAGACAAUAAUUGACUAUCAGCAGCAAGUAUGUCAGAAGGAACAGCAGCUGAUUGAAAUUAAAAGGGAAAGACUCUCACUAAAAAAAUAUGGAGGACAGAAACUACAGCAAAUUCAUACCAUGAUGAAAAAGCAAAAGGAGGAACAAGCAAGAGUGGAUGUAACUGAAAAAGAGAAGAUGCUUGCUAAAUUAGAAAAAGAAAGACAGAUGACUACAAUAAUUCAAAAUGUGUUCCAGAACAUCAUUAUUGGAAGUAGAGUUAACUGGGCAGAAGAUCCAUCUUUAAAGGCAAUUGUUCUACAGCUUGAAAAAAAUGUGCAACUUCAGUGAGUCAGAAGACAUGGUGCUUAUUUUAUACAGUGUUUAUUUUAUACAGUGCAUUUUAACUAAACUUGAUAGAUUAUAUUUAUCUCAAAAACACACUUCAAGAAUUUUAAAAUUUGACCUUUCUGGAAGAUUAUGUUCUCUUCAGAGAAUUAGAAUGUGUCAAAGCAGGCAGUAGAGCUGAUGAAAUGAAAUUACCUGAAGACUCCCUUCUCACGCUGUCCUGUCUCAAGCACUUAUUUUCCUCUGAAGGGCAGCAAGAAUGCCAGAAAAGUUUCAAGGUUUCAUGUAGAAGUGGAUUUAAACAGAGGAUUUGCUGUGACCCUUUCCUGGGGACCAGCAGGCCAUAGAGCUCAAGCAGGACCCUGCUCAGUCCCAGUCAAAAGCUCAAUCAGGAGAAUGUAUUAGCAAGUCUGGAGCAGGGAUUAUUUUUGUUUUUAAGGCACUAUCUAUCAUUUUAAACAUCAGAAAUUUUAUGCUCUUAUUAGCAUUGACUCUUGUCUGCAGAGAUGACUUCAUGCUAUCGACUGUGCAGCUAAGCAGUAUUUUAAUUGCAUGUCUUCACUAGCAUUUGUGCUUUUUUCAGUUGCUGUUGUUUGUUUGAUAUUUGAAGGAAAUCGACUCUUGGGGUGUAGCACACUUUAGGAGGGUGUAGUGUCCUUGUU
This is a messenger RNA of Pyrgilauda ruficollis (rufous-necked snowfinch), 1602 nucleotides long. RefSeq names its product centromere protein H (gene CENPH). The coding region runs from base 53 to 943 and encodes 296 amino acids. Gene Ontology annotation, cellular component: nucleus; kinetochore. Gene Ontology annotation, biological process: mitotic spindle organization; kinetochore assembly; chromosome segregation. The record is from RefSeq and is a predicted model, not a curated record. Gene Ontology annotation, molecular function: kinetochore binding. The transcript has 10 exons. NCBI's taxonomy places the organism in Eukaryota, Metazoa, Chordata, Aves, Passeriformes, Passeridae.